This is a messenger RNA of Hydatigera taeniaeformis, 837 nucleotides long. NCBI's taxonomy places the organism in Eukaryota, Metazoa, Platyhelminthes, Cestoda, Cyclophyllidea, Taeniidae. The record is from the annotation of a GenBank genome assembly.
AUGCGAGACACUCAGAGAGGAGUGAACGCUUCACCAGUUUUUGUUUGUGCGAAAUUUACUCCACAUCGCCAUAACUUUGCGAGCUACACAACCUCACCCUUUCCACCUACUCCUUCUCUCCUCCACAGUCUUGAAGUGGUCUUCAGCCCUCUCCUCACCCAUGUCGUUCAUCCUGCCCCCUCAUCCCACGAAACACCUCCCUUCCUCUUCCUCUUCCUCUCCUCCUCCGCUUUUCAGACACCAACUGGCAGCAUUCAAGAGAACGAAGAACUACCACAAGUUUUACAAUUUGCUGUGCCCUCUUCACAACGAGUGCGCACAUUUCCUCCACACCUGCUUAACCAAGAAACCAUUUUCAUUCUCGACUGGGCAAAGAGACAGUGCCAAGUGCACGAGUCGGAGACCUCGAUAAUCCCUUGUAAGGAAGCCGCGCCUUGUGGCAUCAGGCACCACAACCAACCGAUGGCUGCUGAUGCAGUGUCCGGUCAAUUGACCUCCGAACGAUCCCCUUGCGUAUCGCUGUCCGCACUCUUUACUUGGUGGUCGAGAGUGCGUGGCUUUGAUCAUGGGGACUGCCCAAAAGUAGUAAUUGUAUUGGUAUGUGAUGAGUGCCUGGCUAUAUCAGUAACUGUGAUGCCUGCAGUCGAGACACGUUCCACAUUAGUGUCAUCGCAGAGUAGGUGCAAAACAAAUCUGGCAAGGGUGAGGUACAGCGUCCUCCUCCUCCUUGGUUGUCAGUCAAUGUCCGACAAGUUGGACGUCUUCACGGCUUCCUUAUUGACUGGAGUAAAAGGUGAUCGUGGUGAUUGGAAGCAUGAAAGUGGUGGGUGGAAUUGA